GCGGAAGCGGCGCCGGCCAGCGGGGAAGCCUCUCUCUGGGAAGGGACGGGCAUUUCAGGCAGGCCGCUCGGCGGCGAUGUCCCCGCAGUAGCUCUCUUGCCUUAGUCCCCACGCUUGGGGGGCAGGGGAGGGGCAAUCCGGCCCGAGCGCUUGAGAUGCCCGACGCUGGGCGGGCGCUGCUGGCAUGGCCUCCUUCGCGGCUCCCGAGCAGCAGGACGGCGACAGCGGGGAGCUGGACCGCUCCCUUCAGCAGAUGCUGCGGGCCAUAGUGGAGGAGAGGACCCGCGUUAGCCUCCGCCACGAGAUCAGUGGGCUCGGGUUUUUCAAAGAUGACCGCAUCGUAUUCUGGACAUGGAUGUUUUCCACCUACUUUAUGGAGAAAUGGGCCCCGAGGCAAGAUGAUAUGCUCUUUUAUGUUCGCAGGAGGCUGGCCUACGUUGGCGGAGAUGGCGUAGAAGAAAAGAAGCAGGUUGAAGUUGAAGUGUACCGCAGAGAUUCCAAGAAGCUUCCAGGUUUGGGAGAUCCCGAUAUUGAUUGGGAGGAGAGCGUGUACCUGAACCUUAUACUGCAGAAGCUGGAUUAUAUAGUGACGUGUGCGGUAUGUACUCGUUCCGAUGGAGGGGAUAUUCACAUCCAUAAAAAGAAGUCCCAGCAAGUCUUCGCAUCUCCAAGUAAACACCCCAUGGACAGCAAGGGCGAGGAAUCGAAGAUUAGCUAUCCAAACAUAUUUUUUAUGAUUGACAACUUUGAAGAGGUAGGUCCUUUCUCAGAUUGGCUCCCUCGUGUAGAAGAAUGUGGAAGUUUUGGGAGUGUGU
Molecule: messenger RNA, 815 nt
Organism: Notechis scutatus (mainland tiger snake)
Lineage: Eukaryota; Metazoa; Chordata; Lepidosauria; Squamata; Elapidae
Source: RefSeq, a predicted model, not a curated record